CGGGCCUUAUCACGUGGCCCAGACCCCAGCUACACACAGGGAUGGAGCCGGAAGAGGGGACGCCCUUGUGGCGGCUGCAGAAACUGCCAGCCGAGCUGGGCCCACAGCUUCUUCACAAAAUAAUUGAUGGCAUUUGUGGCCGAGCUUAUCCUCUCUACCAGGAUUAUCACAGUGUUUGGGAAUCAAAAGAAUGGAUGCAUGUUCUAGAAGAUAUUACCAGAUUUUUCAAAACAGUAGUUGGUAAAACUUUAUCUGAUGAAGAGAUACUUCAGCAGUUGAACCAGGUGAACUCAUUUCAUCAAGAAGCAAUCAUGAAAUGCUUGAAAAGCAGGAAAGACGAGCUCAAGCAGGCUCUGUCAGGAGAAAUAGUCGAUAUUUCCUCGGCACAGCUGCAGGACUUUGAUUGGCAGUUAAAGCUUGCACUUUCCAGUGACAAGAUUGCUACAUUACAAAUGCCACUUGUAAAUCUUCAUCUCGAUGUAAAAGAAAAUGGCGAAGUAAAACCGUAUUCUGUUGAAAUGAGUAAAGAAGAGCUGCAGAAUCUAAUAAAUUCCUUGGAAGCAGCUAAUAAGGUGGUCCGGCAGUUGAAAUAACUGGAAAUAAUGAAUACCAGUGCUGUGCGAUUUCACUGCUGCAGCCGUGACGGAGUGAAUUCUGUGCUCAGAAACCCUGCCGUGUGUUGGCUGUGACACCGGGCUGAGACGCAGCAGUGUGAGAGCAAAGAUAAACAUUUAUCAGCAUCCCUGAAGGACAGGAAAUUACACGGCUGACAGGAAAUGCAGAAAAUGAAAGAUGAAAAAUCUACAGAAGCUGUUUAUAUUUUCAUAAUGAUUGUUUCCCUCAUUUAUUAAAUACUUGGCAAGAUCUGUAUAGAUAUGUAGUAUAUACUUUUAGUGAAAGUGAAAAAUAAGUCUUAAACAUAAUGUAAGCAUACAAAGCACAGAUAUACUUGAAUAUUGCUUGAAGAUUUAUGUGAAUAGCAAGGACAUAUAUUGUGUAUAUAUAAUUUGUGAUAUUUUUUAAAAGUAACUUUUUAAAAAAUGUAUAAGCUGCAUGUAUAAUUCAGGAGAGUCCAUAUCGUUCUCAUAUUUCGAAAGAUUAUAAAAUUAAAAUGUCUUAGAGAAUAGCUCUUUAUCAGACAAUGAAGAAGAAAAAAUACUCCAAAUUUAUGUGAACAGUCUUGACUUUAGGAAUUCUGGAAACCAAAAUCUGGAAUAUGGAAAAAUGAAAAUAGCACCUGUUGCUUCUGCAUUCCUGUGUCUGACUGGGAGACUGUGCUCUGAUAAAAUGAAAAGAUAUCAUUGUAUGGUGUAUAUAUUUAGAUAUCAAAUAAGACUGUAUACAGGUCCAUUUUUGUUACAAACUCUUAAUAUGGAAUUUAAUGCUUUUUAGAUAUUAACAAAUUCAUUGGAAAACAAACCAUUUUUAACCUCAGUUAACUUUAAAGCCAGUCAUUCUGAAUAAAUAAAAAUAUCUUAUCUU
Messenger RNA from Nycticebus coucang (slow loris), 1482 nucleotides. RefSeq names its product COMM domain containing 8 (gene COMMD8). NCBI's taxonomy places the organism in Eukaryota, Metazoa, Chordata, Mammalia, Primates, Lorisidae. The coding region runs from base 42 to 593 and encodes 183 amino acids. The record is from RefSeq and is a predicted model, not a curated record. The transcript has 5 exons.